Molecule: messenger RNA, 5993 nt
Organism: Rhodamnia argentea
Lineage: Eukaryota; Viridiplantae; Streptophyta; Magnoliopsida; Myrtales; Myrtaceae
Exons: 6
Coding region: 96-5993 (1965 amino acids)
Molecular function (GO): ADP binding
Source: RefSeq, a predicted model, not a curated record
UCAUUCUCUCUCUCUCUCUCUCUCUCUCUCUCUCUCUCUCUCGGUCUCCCCAUUUUAUCGCUCUUUCUUUCUCGGAAAAAAAAAAUCAAGCAAAAAUGUCGAUGGAUUCUGUUGUUUCCAUUGGGUGGGAUGUCUUGAAGUGGGUAGUUGUUCCUGUCAAGCGCCAAUUCGGAUACGUGAUCUCCUCCAAGACAUACGCCCAGGAUCUUCAGAAGGAAGCAGGGAAGCUUGCGUACGAGGCUGAGCGGAUCCAGAAUGCCGUCGAAGUGGCCAGAAACAAUCUUCGGAUAGUCUACAGUCAAGUCACCGAGUGGCAAGAAAGUGCAGAGAAGACCUUGAAGGAGGCGGGAGAGAUGUUGGGAGAGUUCGAAAAGGCGAGCAAGAGUUGCUGCUACGGGACUCUUCCCGACCCCAGUUGUCGCUAUCAGUUCAGCAGGAAGGCCAAGGAUAAGAUCGAGCUCCUUCAGCGACUCGAUCGAGAAUGCAGUGAAUUCAGGGACAUCUCCUUCAUCGAUCCUGCUCCGGGGAAUGUCACUGCUCCGACUCUGGCCAGGAGAGAAGGCAAAGAUGUCGUCCACUCGACCACAGUGACAGCCUCCGCUCCUUCUGCCAGGGACGAUGGCAUCUUCGAAUCCAGAGCUUCGGUGAUAUGUAAAAUCAUGGCUGCUCUUGCCGAUAACACCAACAGCGUGGUCGGGGUUUACGGGAUGGGCGGGGUCGGCAAGUCCACUCUUUUGGAAGAGGUUGAAAGCAGAAUAAGGGAAGAGAGGUCGUUUGAUUGGGUUGCUAAGGCCGACGUGUCGGAAAAUCCAGACAUUAAGAGGAUUCAAGGAGAGAUCGCGCACGGGUUGGGCCUUAGUGACAUAAAGAAGGAAGAGAAUGUCAGCUUGCGAGCGAAGCUUCUGCGGGAGAGGUUGGAAGAUGAGGAGAGGACGAAACAAGAAAAUGAUGAGGAGAGGAAGAAGAAGAAGAAGAAGAAGGUGCUCAUAAUACUGGACAACUUGUGGGAGCCGCUGGACUUGAAAUCAGUCGGCAUUCCUUGCGGUCAUGAUAACAAAGUCAUAGGAUGCCAGUUGCUGUUGACGUCGAGAUAUCGAGAUGUCUUGCAAGCGGAAAUGGGCUGCGACGACCCCUUACUUCUUGAGGAGCUGCAGGAGGAGGAGGCAAGAAGAUUGUUUGAGAGUUAUGUCCGAGACAAAGUUCGCGAUGAAGAGUUCAAACCCUUGGUGGAGGAAGCACUCCAAAAAUGUGCAGGUUUGCCUUUCCUAAUUGUCCAAAUGGCCAAACUUCUUAAACACGCUAAUUUAUCCGGAUGGAAGAAUGUUUUAAAACAACUCAAGCUAUCUAAAAACGAGGGAAUUGGUGAGAAAGCAAAUAAGAUGUUGCAAUUGAGUUACGACCAUUUAAAAGGCGAGGAUGUGAAGUCACUGUUACGGCUCUGUGUUGUGUGUGGCGUCUCUAAGCCAUCUCUUGAAAAUUUGGUGAGAUAUGGCGUGGGUUUGGGGUUAUUUCGAGAAGACAAGAGCAUGGAAGAAGCUAGAGAAAGUUUGGCAUCAUCCAUCCGCACUCUUCAAGACUCCUCCCUCUUGUUAGAGGAUAGAGAUGUUCAUGGUUUCAAAAUACAUGACUUGGUUCGUGAGUUUGUUGCCUCGGUUGCUUCCAGAGAUAACCCUUUUCUUGUGUUGAAAGAGAAAGAUAGGUUGAUAACAGAGUGGUCGAAGGACAAGCUCAAAAGUUGUAGGGCAACAUGCUUUCCCUACGUUGACAUGGAGGAGCUUCCUGAAGAAAUAGAUUGCCCCGAAAUGCAGAUGUUUUUGUUGUUGACGAACAAUAAACCUCUUGAUGUUCCGGAUUCAUAUUUCAAUUCUAUGAGGAAACUCAUGGUCCUAAAUCUCACGGGGAUACAUCUCAUUCAUUCGCCAUUGUCGUUUCAACUCUUGGAGAACUUACACACUUUAUGUCCGGAUGACUGUUCAGUAGAGGAUGUAGCCAGUCUUGGCAACCUAAAAGGGCUACAAAUUCUCAGCUUUGCGAACUCCAAAAUUCAUCGAUUGCCGAAAGAAAUCGGGCAAUUGGUAGAGCUGAGGCUAUUAGACUUGAACCAUUGCUCGAGGCUUCAGGUAAUCGAACCAGGUGUGCUAGGAAGCUUGAUCAAAUUGGAGGAGUUAUAUGUGGAGAAUAGCUUUGAUCAAUGGAAUGCCAUGGAGCAAACUCCACCAAGUAAUGCCUGCCUUAUUGAGUUGAAUAACAUGAAGAAUCUCUACUCUCUACACGUAUCAAUUCCUGAUCCGAAUGUCUUGCCCAAGGAUUUAAACCUACAAAAAUUAACCAAAUACGGAAUCCAGAUAGGCAGUACAUGGCACUCGUCAAGCGAGUACAAAACAUCAACGGCAUUGAAGCUCAAGUUGAAUCCAGCGAAUGAUAUUCUCCACAAACGAUGUGUACGAACUAUCUUGGACAAAACUGAUGAUCUGUAUUUGGAUGGAUUGAACAAACCUAAAAGUAUUUGCGAGUUAUCCCUAGAAGGUUUUCCAAAAUUGAAGCAUCUACAUGUCGAGAAUGGUCCCUCCGUCCAUUACAUCCUCCAAUGGCCUUCCUCCACUGCUUUUAAGAGGUUGGAGUCAUUAGUUCUCGAAGAUCUAAUCAACAUGGAGAAGAUAUGCCACAGCCAUAUCUCGUCCACGUCCUUCCGUACAUUGAAAAAAGUACGAGUCAAGCGUUGUUUCAAAAUGGAAGUUUUGUUUCCUUGUUCAUUACUGAGAGAACUUCCACAGCUUGAAGAUAUCGGAGUUAUCGAGUGCGACUUGAUGCGGGAGAUUGGAGAAGCUGAUGAAGGUGGCAAAGUUGAGUUGCGUAAUUUGCGUGCAUUGGAGUUGCGUGACUUGCCAGGUAUAAAAAACUUUUUAUCCGCCGGGGGUGCUCCUUUGAGUAGUUCAUCAGAAAACCAAGCUGCCACUCAAGCUGUAUUUUUCAACGGGCAACAGGUUGCGUUUCCUCGCUUGGAGAUAUUAGAGAUCUAUGGCAUGGAUAAUAUCAAAACGAUAUGGGACAAUCAAGCUGCUGCGGAUUCUUUCCACAAUGUAAAAUCACUUGAUGUGUGGUCAUGCAAUAAGCUAGUGAACAUUGUUCCUUCUUGCAUUGUUGGACGGCUUUGGAGCCUGGAAAGUUUGGGUGUAUAUGAUUGUGGUUCACUUGAAGUUGUUUUUGAACUUCAGUCACUGAAUCCUCUAGAUGGGAAUCCUGGUGUUCGUUCCCAAUUAGAAAAACUGAUGUUAUAUGAAUUGCCACAGUUGAAGUGUGUAUGGGAUAAGGAACUCCACCAUCAAGUCAAAUUCCAGUGUCUCCAUUCUGUUACUGUUUCCAAUUGCAAGAGCCUCACCUCUCUAUUUCCAGCCUCAGUAGCGACAGAUCUUAUCCAACUUGAAGAGUUGGAGAUCAGUGCAUGUGGCAUUACAGAACUCAUCAAGAUGGAAGAACCACUGAGCAGAAAUGUGGAAGCCAUAGAAGACCCAAGUCAUGAGCUAUUACCCUCGUCAAGAUACUUUCAACAUCUAAAGACUCUAGAUGUGUCACAUUGUGAUGGUCUAUCAAGUAUGUUCACACCGACCAUGGCUAAAAACUUGGCGGAACUCACAGAGUUGAGGAUACGAAAUUGUAAAAUGUUGAAAGAAGUUAUUAGUGACGAUGGGGGUAAGGAGGGGUAUGCAGUGACUUUCAAUCAGUUGAAGCACAUACAACUUGAUGGGUUGACAAGGUUGAGUUGUUUUAGCUCAAGUGAAUACACUUUGGCGUUCCCUCUCUUGGAAGAUGUCAUAGUGAGUGGAUGUCCCAACAUGCAGUCCUUCUCUAAAGGACCAAUAGUUGCGCCAAAGCUGGAGAUAAUACAAGUAGAAACACAAGCAGAUCCAAAGCCUCAACAUGAAGUGUGGUUUUGGAAGGAAAACCUCAACACCACUAUCCAAAAUAUGUUUGAAGAAAUGGCUACGAUUGCUAGAGUAAAGUUUAUGUGGCUGUCUGAGUUCCCUGAGCUGAUUGGAAAGUGGCAUAGUGAACUCAAUCCCAUCAAGUCAUCUUGGCAAUUAGAAAGACUGGCGGUGGAUAAUUGUCCAUCAUUUGUUAACGCUAUUCCAUCCAAAUUGAUGCUUGUUUUAGAGAAAAUGACAAGGUUGCAAGUGUGCAAUUGCGAGUCUUUAGAAGAAAUAUUCGAUCUUGAAGGGCUUGAGCCUGUGGAAAUCACUCGGGUGCUGCCUCAGCUACGAGAUUUGGGCUUGGUCAAUCUACCGAAGUUGAGGCAACUAUGGAACAAAGAUCUUCAAGGAACGAUGCGCUUCAGUUCUCUAUUUUCUCUGACCCUUUAUAAUUGCAGCAACUUGAGAUAUGCUUUCACUCCAUCGAUGGCUCGAUGCCUUGCAAAUCUAGGCGCGAUUGAAAUAAAGGAGUGUGGUGAAAUGGAAGAAGUGAUCGCAGAGGAAGAAGGGCAGGUAAGCGUGGUGGAGAAGAUCACAUUCCCGAUGCUCUAUAUGAUGACGCUGGAAUGCUUGCCCAAUUUAACUAGUUUCCUCUCGGGAAAGAAUCAUACGCUGGACUGUCCUUGCUUAAUAGAGUUGACCAUUGCCCAUUGCCCCAAGAUGAGAAGUUUGGGUUGGCAUUCUUGUAUGGAGAUUGAUCACGGUACCCCUUCCCUCUUCACUCCACAGGUACAAUUUCCUCAGCUUGAGUCGAUAGUUCUCUCCCACAUGGACAAAUUAAGCAAAAUAUGGACCUGCGGCCCUCAAGGAACUUUCACUUUUAAAUACUUGCAGAAAGUGAAGGCUCGGAACUGUAAGAACCUUGAAAUUUUGUUUUCACAUUGGGUGGCUACAAGUCUAACCCAACUUGAGGAACUUCGAGUGGAGUCUUGUGGGCUCGAGGAAAUAAUCUCGACCGCGAGUGGAGACGACAGUCCACACUCUAUUGCUGCUCAAUUUCUUUUCCCAGUAUUGACUUCUACGGUAUUACAUGAUAUGCCACAACUAAAGAGCUUCUGCCCUAACUUGCUCACUUUGAACUGGCCAUUCUUGAAGGAAUUGCGAGUGACCCAUUGUGAAAAAAUGAAUAUGUUGUCCUUUCCGGCUCGGAAGAACCACCAUGAACAGCCCGAGCAACUCUGUUCCCCUGUUUCUGCUACUGCUUCGCUGCUCCUCUGUUCACUGCUGCUCGGCGUUGCUGUUGCGGCCUCUCGUUGCAACCGCAGCUCUGCCAUCUUGCCUCGACACCAGCAGUCGUCACACUGCAUCACUAGAUCACCGAACAACCCUGCAGCCACCGUGAACAAACCGAGGAAGUCUGGAGCACCAAAUCCCCUGUUCUGUCUGCUGCUGCUGCUGCUUCUGUUUGUAGCUCACAGCCGCUGCUCCGGCCACCCUCAGCCGCCACCACUAUCUCCUUCGACUUCCCUCAGACCUCCACCAGCCGUCCCCGUCGUCAACUCAGCCGUUCGCCGCCUGGAACAGUGGGAAAACAGCCACCACAGUCCUGCUUGCCCUACCCUGUUUUGGUCUCGGGGUAUGCCCUGUUCUGUUCUGGUUGUGACUACCCGAGCACCCUCCGGCCACCGUGAACCACCACCGACCACCUCAAACUGUCUCAAACUUUCCCCAAGCCCUCCGUCACACACCACCAGCCGUAGGUCACCAGAAGAGCCGCCUCAGCCACCGUCCGAAGUGCCUAGCUCGUUGCCCUGUUUCUCGGGUGUGCCCUGUUUUAUGGGCCAGCUAGCUGGGCCAUGGCCUGUUUUGACCUGGGCCGCGCCUGGAUCGUGUCCGGCCAAGUUGGCCGAGAGCCUGGACCAUGUGCCAGGCCAUGGCCGAGAUUCUGGGCUGAGUGGGCCGGCCAAGUUGGCCGAGGGCCUGGGCCAUGUGCCGGCUCUGUGGGCCAAUUUGGCCGAGAAUUUUGGCCUAUGGGCCGAGAGGGUUGGGUCAAUUGCUCGAGGUGUGUCCCAAGUUUGUGCUUGA